CAGAGGUGGGGGAUGGGUGCGUAACGGCCGCAGCGCACGCGCGCACACUUGCUCACAGCCCCUGCGCGUUUUACCGCAGUAUCGCAGGAUUAGUGCGCGCGCUGCGGCACUCACCAGGAUCGGAAGAGGGAGAAAACAAACCGAUAAACCGCGAGGCCAAGCGACGCUCUCCGCCGGGUCCUGAUUUAUCAUUUAACUGCAGCACUAAACGCGCCGCCAGUGUUCUCUCAUCGUUUUUACUGCUACCGAGCGGCGGGAUCUCCCUCCGGCCGCACACCGACUCCUGCUGCACUAGCGCUCAGUCUGCCCGUUAUCCGUCAAGUGCGCGUCGUUACCGCCGUGAGCGAAACCCCCUGACAUGGCCAAGCACGAGGACAAAGCGGAAUCGGGAGACUGGAAGGAAUUCUUCUGGAAUCCGCGGACACGAGAGUUGCUGGGCAGAACCGCGAGCAGCUGGGGGUUAAUCCUGCUCUUCUACCUGGUCUUCUACACCUUCCUUGCUGGGAUGUUCUGCCUCACCAUGUACGUCAUGCUGCUCACACUUGAUGAUUACAAACCCACCUGGCAGGAUCGGCUAGCUACACCAGGGAUGAUGAUUCAGCCAAAAGCCCAGAAUCUGGAGAUCACGUAUAACAUGAAGAGUACAGAGAGCUGGGACACGUAUGUGCAGGCGCUGGACGGCUUCCUGGCCCCGUAUAAUGACUCCCAGCAGGUGCUGAAGAACGAUGCCUGUGCUCCUGACCAGUACUUCAUCCAGGAGGACAGCGGGCAGGUCCGCAACAACCCCAAGCGUUCAUGCCAGUUUAACCGCACCGUACUGGGGGAGUGUUCCGGCCUCACUGACCGCACCUACGGCUACCGCAGUGGCAAACCCUGUGUGCUCAUCAAACUCAACCGGGUCAUUGGAAUGUUGCCAGGGAAAGACGGCCAGUCUCCAUAUGUGACCUGCGGGGAAAAGAGAGAGGAGACAGACUUCCUGGGACAGAUUGCAUAUUUCCCCACAAAUGGAACAUUCAACCUAAUGUACUACCCCUACUAUGGCAUGCGAGCUCAGGUGAACUACUCCCAGCCACUGGUGGCAGUGAAGUUUCUAAACAUCACUCUGAAUGCUGAUGUGAACGUGGAGUGCAGAAUCAACUCAAACACCAUUGGAGACUACAGUGACCGGGACAAGUUUGCAGGGCGGGUCUCCUUCAAGCUCCGCAUUAACUCUGAGUAGAGACACCUAGAGCUGCUGUAUACACACACACACACACACACACACACACCAAAAACCACCAACCCCCUCCACACACACACACAC
Molecule: messenger RNA, 1303 nt
Organism: Electrophorus electricus (electric eel)
Lineage: Eukaryota; Metazoa; Chordata; Actinopteri; Gymnotiformes; Gymnotidae
Gene: atp1b2a
Product: ATPase Na+/K+ transporting subunit beta 2a
Biological process (GO): intracellular sodium ion homeostasis; intracellular potassium ion homeostasis; sodium ion export across plasma membrane
Cellular component (GO): sodium:potassium-exchanging ATPase complex
Molecular function (GO): ATPase activator activity
Source: RefSeq, a predicted model, not a curated record